AUGUCUUCAUCAGGAUACCACGCCCACGGACUGGAGUUGUCAGAGCCUACGCGAGAGGAGUUACCGGAGCAGAAUGAUCCGCAAGCCAGACAGCAUGAAUUGGGAAGAGCUGACAAUAUGCUUCAUUCAGCGUCGAUGGGUUAUGACCAGGAAGCAGUCCCACAAGAAGAUGAUGUUUGUACAUUGACAGAGAGAAAUUUCACAAGGCCUCCAAUGUUGUUUCCAGUAUGCGACCAAGUUCAAACAGUGCGAAGCCCGAGUGAGCAGACCCAGUUGCAACAAGACACGAAAGGUGUUGCAGCCACAAGCAGAGAGCUUGACAGUUCUCCAUUACCGUCUGGCGAAUUGGUGACAUCUACAACAAAUCAACCAGCGGAAGAUUCGACUCAACUUUCAGUCCAAGAUACACUGUAUCCCGAUGCCGGCCAGGCCUUGGAAACGGCCUCGCCCGCCAACUACGUGGCGGCGAGCACGACCACACAGUUGGCGCCAAUGAUUUUGCCAGACUUGGAAAUCGACGAUGAGGCCUAUGCAGAGAGCAUCAGUACCAGUUACGUAUCGUCAAUUGCAUCCGAGAUAUCGCGAGGCAUCCUGGAAAACGAAAGACUAUACCCACAAUAUGGAAAACACAGCUAUGGCAUGCCGAUUGACGAGGCGGAGAUGGACCGUAUGGACCUCCAACAUCGCAAAUAUGAACUGGUGAUUGGCGAUAGACACUUUCUUGCUCCUAUUGGUGACAGCCCGCAAAGAAUCCUUGAUUUGGCCACGGGCACGGGCAUCUGGGCGCUCGACGUGGCCGACAUGUUUCCAUCCGCACAAGUUCUAGGAGUGGACAUUGCACCUAUUCAACCGAGAUGGGUUGCUCCAAAUUGUUCAUUUGAGAUUGAUGACAUCGAAGAUACUUGGACUUACCGAAUCGACAGCUUUGAUUUCAUUCAUUUGCGCGAUCCGCUGUACAUGGUGCGGGACUGGCCAAAACUGAUGCGGCAAGCCUAUGAGCAUAUCAAACCUGGAGGAUGGUGUGAGCUGGCAUCAGUCUAUCCUCGUGUCAUGUGCGACGAUGGAUCAAUGCCGGACGACUCGAUGUUCAAGUUCAUCUGUGACAAAUUCAUUGAGGCGUCAUAUGGCAUGGGAGCACCCUUGGACAGUUGUUUGCGUUUCGCAGAAUACCUACGAGAUGCGGGAUUCGUCGAUGUGGUCGAACAUAUCUUCAAGAUGCCGUCGUCCCCAUGGCCGAAGGAUAAACGGCUCAAGAAGAUUGGGGCAUUGGAGAUGACCAACCUGGUCGAAGGAGCUUCGGCUUUUGGGCUGAGAGUGUUCUCCCAUACAUAUGGAUGGACCCGAGAAGAGACUGAGCUGGCCAUGGUUGGCUUCAGAAGAGAUGUGAAGAAUCGAAAUCAUCAUCAAUACGUGCGAUACUAUGUGGUAUACGGUCGGAAGCCGUAG
Molecule: messenger RNA, 1446 nt
Organism: Exophiala xenobiotica
Lineage: Eukaryota; Fungi; Ascomycota; Eurotiomycetes; Chaetothyriales; Herpotrichiellaceae
Exons: 2
Coding region: 1-1446 (481 amino acids)
Molecular function (GO): methyltransferase activity
Source: RefSeq, a predicted model, not a curated record